AUGGCGACGUCGCCGGCGGCGGAGCACGUCGAUGAGGAGAACGCGAGAGGGGAAGAAACCCGGCAGGGAGACUGCCUCUCCUCCACGGGAGUCGUUCGCCUUAUCCAGAAGGUCUCUUCUGCCGCCGCCGCCGGCCUUUCGAAGCGGCGCUAACUUUCUGCGGUGCCUGGUGCAGACGAUCGCCGAGGUGGUGGGGACCUUCUUCGUGAUAUUCGCCGGAUGCGGCUCGGUGGCGGUGAACAAGAUGUACGGAUCGGUGUCCUUCCCUGGGAUCUGCAUAACCUGGGGCUUGGUGGUGAUGGUGAUGGUCUAUGCCGUCGGCCACAUCUCCGGCGCCCAUUUCAACCCCGCCGUCACCAUCACCUUCGCAAUCUUCCGCCGCUUCCCUCUCAAAGAGGUAGACCUUUCUUUCCCACACUCCUCUCCUCCUCUUCAUCGUUAUCUUCUUCUUCUUCGUCCUACUUUAAACCUGCAAGCUUUUACCAUUUUUGGAUAGAUUAUGGCGGAUGAAUCUCGCGCAUCAAUUUCAAAGAAGUAGACCCUUGUUUCCCACACUCCUCUCCUCUUCCCAUUCCUCUCCUUCUUCCUCCUCCUCCAAACCUACAAGUGUUUACCAUUUUUAGAUAGAUUAUGGCGGCUGAAUCUCCCGCUUCGCUUUCAAAGAAGUAGACCUUUCUUUCCCACAUUCCUCUCCAUCUCUUCCCUCGCCUCGUCGCCGUCUUCUUCUUCCUCCUCCAAACCUGUAGGUGUCUACCAUUCUUGGAUAGAUUAUGGCGGAUCAAUAUUCCGCUUCCCUUUCAAAGAUUUCGAACUUUCUUUCCCUUACUCUUCUGCUACUCUUUGACGUUGUCGUCGUCUUCUUCUUCGUCCCCCAAACCUGGAAGUGUUUGCCAUUUUUGGAUAGAUUACGGCGAAUGAAUAUCCAUGGAUGAAUUGCAGGUGCCCAUCUACGUACUCUCCCAGAUCUGCGGAUCCAUGCUGGCGAGCUUCACCCUCUACGAGGUCCUCAGCCCGAAGCCCGCCCAUUUCUUCGGGACAACCCCCGCCGGAUCGGACAUGCAGUCCUUUGUCCUCGAAAUCAUCACCUCCUUCCUCCUCAUGUUCGUCAUCUCCGGCGUGGCCACCGACAACAGAGCCGUUAGCACUCUCUCUCUCUCUCUCUCUCUCUCUCUCUCUCGGUACACAGUUUUGCCUGAUAGUCCGUCGAAUUUGUUCAGAUCGGAGAACUGGCCGGGAUAGCGGUUGGGUCAACGAUCACGCUGAAUGUCUUCGUGGCUGGGUAAUUAUUCAACUAUUUUUAAAUUAUUUAUUAUUAUUUAAUUUGUAGAUGUGUGGCCUGCCAUAUUUAAUUAUUCGAUUAUGUAUGUAAAAGAAUCUAUUAUAAUUUAAUUAUUCUUUAGCUUUCAAUGGGUUUGACCCAUUGUAGCUCACCCUCCUAACUUGAUGACUCUGUGUGACGUGGCACUGUAGACCAAUCUCUGGGGCGUCGAUGAAUCCAGCUAGGAGCCUGGGCCCCGCCAUCGUCAUGCACAACUACAAAGGGAUUUGGGUCUACUUGGUGGGCCCCAUCAUUGGGACCUUCCUAGGAGGCUCUGUGUACAACCUCAUUAGAUUCACUGACAAGCCCUUGCGGGAGAUCACCAAGAGUGGAUCGUUCUUGAAGAGCAUGUCAAGGAAUAACAGCCUUUGA
This is a messenger RNA of Spirodela intermedia, 1690 nucleotides long. NCBI's taxonomy places the organism in Eukaryota, Viridiplantae, Streptophyta, Magnoliopsida, Alismatales, Araceae. The record is from the annotation of a GenBank genome assembly.